UGCGUAAUGUUUGGAGAAUAAUCAUCCCCAGUCUAAACAUUCGCCAAUUGCCUGAAACGGCGUGAUGUGUCGGGGGACUGAAGUGGGGUCCCAGCGGCGUCAUGCAGAGCCAAUCAUUGUCUCUCUCACACUUUCUAACUAGCCAUUUCACAACAGUGAUGCGAGGAAACGAGAGAUAUCAGCAGUCCAUGUGGAGCAGCAGCGGUGUCCCGAUGGCUCUUCCUCUCAACGUCAACGAGAACCAACUAAACUGAGCGCAGGAAUACAAGGGCAAAGAUGAGAACAACUGUUGGAGUUAAAUUCUAUUCAUAUUUUAUGAGACAUGUUCGUUAUAUUGGGUGACUGUUUGGUCAACGGAAUGAGGCAGACGAAUAGCCUCCAAGUGUCGGAGAAUCAGUGAAUUGACCAGGUUCUCAAUCUCAACUAUCAGCGAAUUAUUGUGUGAAAAAAAUCACUUGAAUUUCACACUCGUUAUCUGAUACAUCAUCGAAGGAAACCAUGCAUGGAAGGCGGCAUUUCCCACCAAUUUAAACAAUGUUAUAUGCGCUACAUUUGGAUUAGCGUGCAGUAUAAGACCUAGCUAACGGUAUUUCGGGUGGAAUUUCGGAGUCGGGCUUCUUGCGCUAGCAUUUGCGCUUUCCUCGCGUUCGGCAGCUAAACUUGGAGAGCUCCAUGCAGUCGCGAAGGGAGAGGAGAGAAGUGCGACCCCGUGCUGGAUGGAUGGUUAUGGGGAAAGGAGCAGGAGGACCUUCGGCGCUUAAAGUCGGCAAGAUCCUUGUUGUGUUUCUUUGCCUGUUUCCUUCUGUGAGUCUGCAGUGUAAGAUCCUCAAGUGUAACUCAGAGUUUUGGGCCUCCACCUCAAGCUCUGGCCCGGAGGAGGAGUUCUGUACAGCGCUGCGGGCGUACAACAACUGUGUACGCCGCACCGCACGCACUUGCAGAGGCGACUUGGCCUACCACUCAGCCCAACAUGGCAUAGAGGACCUCAUGAGCCAGAACAACUGCUCCAAAGAGGGGCCUACAACUCAGCCUCGAGCCCGGACCCCCGCUCCACCCCCACCACCACAGCUCCAGCCUGACAGCCAGGAGCGCUCCGAUGGGCCAGAGCAGUGUCAUUACGAACGCAGCCUUCCUCGCCAAUCCUCACUACCCAACUACACCCACUGUGGCUUCUUUGGAGACCCGCACCUCCGUACCUUCAGCGAUGACUUCCAGACCUGCAAGGUUGAGGGAGCCUGGCCCCUUAUCCAUAACAAAUACCUGUCUGUUCAGGUGACCAACACACCUGUGGUGCCUGGUUCCUCUGCUACGGCCACCAGCAAGUUGACAAUCAUCUUCAAGAACUUCCAGGAGUGUGUGGACCAGAAGAUGUAUCACGCAGAGACAGACGAGCUGCCUGCGGCAUUCGCCGACGGCUCCAAGAACGGUGGAGACCGCCACGGGGCCAACACGCUGCGCAUCGUGGAGAAGGUGCCUGGGCAGCAGGUAGAGAUCCACGCACGCUACAUCGGUACAACCAUCGUGGUCCGGCAGGUGGGCCGAUACCUGACCUUUGCUGUGCGGAUGCCAGAGGAAGUAGUGAACUCUGUAGAAGACCGAGACAACCAGGACCUGUACCUCUGCCUGCACGGCUGCCCUGCCAACCAGCGCAUCGACUUCAGGACAUUCAGGGCCCGUGCAGUGGAGGACCACGGCCCAAGCAAGAGCAGGACGGGCAGCCCUCCCCAUGGGUUUACCUACCAGGCUGCCAUGGCUAAGUGUAAAGAGCGCCUCCCGGUGGAGGACCUCUACUUCCAGUCCUGUGUGUUCGACCUGCUUUCCUCUGGGGACAUCAACUUCACCAUGGCUGCCUACUAUGCCUUUGAGGAUGUGAAAAUGCUCCACUCCAACAAGGACAAAUACCACAUUUAUGAAAAGGAUGCAUUUGGGAGUAAUGCGGCACCAAGGGAAUCAGAUGUGUUCUCGCUAGUGCUCCUCAACUUUCUGGCUGUGUUGUUGUUCAUUUAUAGUCCCCUGCCAACAUCAUCCUCAUUAUCCUAGCUGUCAGUGGGUGUGAAACAGUGCUCUCACCAUGUCAUACUUCACUUCCACUGCUCUGUCCUCAGUGGCUGGUGGCCAGUGGAGUCAGCGAGGCCUUCCAUGCCUCUGAGGGGACAGAGCAGCCCAUGUGUUUUCAAACUCAUCCCAGCCAUGGUCUCAUCAUUGUUUUGUUGUUGUCAUCAUGUGUUGACUUCCAUCUGGUGGAGAGGUGAGUGCUCUGUGCUCCCACCUAUCAUUGCAUUCAUUCAGCUGGUUUAAGGACGGGUCCUUUGAUGAAGGGAGCGGUGGUGAGUGAGGAGAGCCCAGGAGCCCCAGUACUUUGGAUAUCCAGCUGGGAUUAAAUCCCACAUUCCCACUGGGACUGCAUGCACCUAUGGGAAGCAAGACGAGAUUAUCUCUUGCAGAAAGAAGAGUUUGCUGAUCUUCUCACUGGUGCCAAGCCAGUGGAGCUCUCUGUGGCUCAUGGGUCUGGGCUAGAGGACAUGACAGGGGCUUUUGUUAACCUCUGGCCAGAAGCAGCUCCCUGUUUGUGAUGAGCUUCCAGCUUUGGAAAAGCCGUAGCUUUUUGGAGGAAGCGCUCGGCCAAAAGGAUGUCAGAGCAGCGAGUCUAGUUGUCUGCUGUGGAGAUUAACAGGUCAUAAUGCCAGGUCUUUUGUAAGAUUGUGUUGUUUGUUGGUCCGUGUGUGUCCGUCUGUGUGUGUGCGCACCUCUGUGGUUAAUUGUGUGCUCCAGAAAUGGCUGUGUUGAUUGAGUGCAUGUGUGUGUGUGUGUGCUGUUGUCCUCAAAAGUGCAAGAAAUCUUUAUUUGGAAGAAAUGUUUCCUAAUGUUGUUAUAUUGCAACCCAGGUUCCAAUAUAGAACCGUCAUGGUGGCCUAGGGUCAGUUGAAACGGCCUCUGCCUGCCAAGGGGUUACUUCUAAGUGAACUGGCAGACAGUAAAAAAAAAAAAAAAAACUUUUACCUGUCAAUCAGUGUCAAAAAGACUCAGUCCAAGUAUUGGUGUUUAAAGUGUUAAUUAUGAUAAAUUUCUUUUUUGUAUCGGGUCUAAUUAGGAAUGUAGAUGUUCAUAAGAAAAAGAAACCUGAACAAACUUUACCAAGGGCACACAUAAUGCAGAAACGCAGAUCACGUUUACAGAGUAUAUCUCAUCUCUUCAUUCAACCGAUCAACCAACUUUCAUGUACAGUGUACCAUGGCCAAGAAAUAGAUUUCUACAGGUCAUUUGUAAAUGAUUUGUCUCUUGUCUAGGCAGUCAACAGUUCCCCGCAGAUGUAGGUAUCUUGGCCAUGUAAUGGCUUUGAGAAAGGUAUAGUCACACUAGCUAGGUUAAAAUAAAAUAUUUUCCCACCAGUGGUGUGUUUCCACCAAACGGAUUUGUUGCGGAUAAAAAUCAGUGUGUG
Messenger RNA from Coregonus clupeaformis (lake whitefish), 3439 nucleotides. RefSeq names its product repulsive guidance molecule A. Lineage: Eukaryota; Metazoa; Chordata; Actinopteri; Salmoniformes; Salmonidae. The coding region runs from base 673 to 2040 and encodes 455 amino acids. The transcript has 4 exons. Gene Ontology annotation, biological process: BMP signaling pathway. Gene Ontology annotation, cellular component: plasma membrane. Gene Ontology annotation, molecular function: coreceptor activity. The record is from RefSeq and is a predicted model, not a curated record.